GCCAGCAUCCAGCACAUCACAGUGACGUCCCUUUGCGGAUGCAGACGACAGAUGCCCUUACAGUCUCCACCGCAAGCUUCUUUCUGUUGUCUUCUUAUGUCAAAUAAAAACUAAGGGUUUUUUUUAAAGCCUGGAAGAGUCAGCAGCGAGAAUGCAGAAGAGCUCCGUGGUCGUGGUGGCGGACAAAACGAGCCUGAAAAGGCCGUUUAUUUUCGCUAACGCGGUACAUAUGGCUUUGUGUUUCUUCAUGUUGAGGAUGACUGUUAUUUGGCAUAGGGACCUCAUACAAACAGGCAAGAUGGUUCCCAGUAUUUCUGUAGCAAUGAUGUAUGUGAUUGAGGUCGGCUGCCUGCUGCUGUCUGUGCUCGGUGUGUUUGGGGCCUGCAAAGGGAAGAGAUGGUGUUUGAUUCUGUACGCAGCCGGGAUGGCGGCGGCCAGUCAAACAAUAAUUAUCAGAACGGCACUGAGUUACCAAGAUGUUUAUGAGAAACGUGUUGUCCGCGAGGAGUCCAAGCUGCUGGCCAUGAUGCCGCUCACUGCGCCGAACAAAGCCAACAGGACGUUGCUACAUAAUAUCCAAGAGGAAUUGGAAUGCUGCGGUCUCAUUGACGGGUACAAGGACUGGGGUGCGUCCAUCCCCGCCUCCUGUAACUGUCACUAUCCAGGAAAAUGUAUUCGACUACGGGGCAGCGCCACCAUCGGAGCGCCGAAGAACCAGUAUGUUUAUCGAGAGCCUUGCCUACCGAUUUAUCUCUCUGAACUGAAGUUGGCCUUCUCCUUGGUGAUGGCUAUACAGUUUGGGAGCGGAGUGUUCUGGAUCAUCUUACUCGCCAUGAGCAUCAAACUGAUGGGACAAAUCAAGAGGAAACAGGAGUUUAUAGCUCUCCUCCAGUCCAACAGAUACGUUCCCGGUGCUUUCUAGCGCAGCAGCACGGUUGAAAACACACACUUAUUAACUCCGAGAAGCAUACAUGGUUUGAAUUGGCACAUGGAGCUGCAUACCAUAACCAGGCUAUAAUGUGCUGUAGCAAUAUAUGUUAUGAUUUUAUACAUGUUACUGCAUGUAACUGAUGUUUGAAAGUGAUCUACAUGGUUAGAUUAACAUUAUUAUAUUACUGUUUGAAGCCUUACUGCUGUAAAACAAAGCAAUUUUACUUGUAUUCACAUGAUAUUCACACUUUUACAUGCUUCCAUCAUAUAGAAGAUUGUGCUUUCAAAGGAUAUUUUGUCCAGUAAGUUGUUUUUCUGGUGCUUUUUUUCCCCCAUAGGACAUGUAAAGAUGUCCCUUAAUAUUCUUUUUAAGUUCAAUAUGCACAUAACUACCUUUUUUUUACAUCAUGUGUUCAAAAAUGGUUUAAAAUUUAGAUAUUCUAUUGACUAUUUUCUAAUCUUCUGUAUUCCAACCUUCAGAACCACAGUAGGCACUGCUUGUUAUAAAACCUGGGAUCCAAAACUUUAAAAUUAUGACUGUGGCUUUCUGCGGUCUCCUGACUUAAAAUUAUGUUUGGUGAAGAAAAAAUGUAUUUUAAAUGUACUUAGCUGCUUGAAAACCCUUUGGAAAUCCUGUAAUUUAUCGAUUCUUAAAAUCUAUUGGUCAAAAACAUGAUCAUAAAUGCUCUGAAAGGAAAACCUUUCUUCAAAGCCGUUAUGCGUUAGGUAGGUAUGCCAAACAGGAAGUGAGGUUAAGGUGUUAAUCAAGCACAAAUAUGCCCCGUAUUAUUUGCUUCAUGUGACUCUGAAGAAAGCCACAACUUGGUUUAAGUGCAAUUUCUUAAAAACAUGUUUUUAGUCAAUAUGUAGAUCCUAAGCAUUCUGAAAAAAUGUGGAAAAGUUUGGCAGAAUUUUCCUGGUUAAAGUAUUGAAUUAGAAACCAGAACGGAAAUGCCAUCCAUCUAUCUGCUCAUCCAUUAUCUAAUUACAAAUCUGUUUGCGUUGUUGCCUUCUUCUUCUCUUCCUUAUGAUCCAAUUUUUUGCAGGUUAGGUUUUUAGGAUAUGCCUGACCCCUGUUAAAAAUAUUUUUUAUUAUUCAGUGAACUGAGCUAAAAAGGAAGGACAUUUGGCCUGGAAAAGUAUAGAGUUUUUCUGUUAAAAAUGCAUAGGAACCAUAUACCUCCUAUAUAAUAUACUAUCUCAAUCCACUUGAUUAAAAGGCUAUUGCAACAUUGAAAAUGCUGCAGUAUUUUUUUUUUUCUCCACAGAAAGGUUCUUAGUGAGCUUAAGAACUUUUGCGUCUGCUGACAUUUGCAUACCUCCAUCCCCUUUGUCAUUUUCGUACAAGACUGUAGAGGGCACUGCAGAAACAUUAGAACAAAAAAAAUAUGCUUUACUGAAAAUGGCGGAUUUCCCUUUCUAAAAUUUAAAUUGCAGCAAAAUUCUAGUUUAAUUAUUCAUCUACAUUGUCAGAAUUUGUCAACAGAAAUCUUAUCUGUCAAUUAGUUGUUUAGGCUUUCAAAAAACAAAACGCCUACUGAAAUGCGUUUAAUCAAUAUUAAUGGAGCAGCAUUAAAAUCAAAUAUAUAUAUUCAUUCAGUGCAAACCUGAAAAUAUUAGGAACUUCGGUCAUCUUCAGUCUAUAAAGAACUACCUCUAUCAAAGAACCAGGAAAAGAUUUGCUUAUGGGUUGGGGGAAAGAAAAUCCCUAAUGUGAAUCAGCAAGCCUGAUUUUAGAUUAAAAAAUAAAUAAAUAAAUAAUCAGUAUUGAGCAGAAAAAGCAAGAUUGGUGCAUCUUAAGCAGUUUUCAACAACCUUACUGUAUACCAAAAAUUGUGUUCUUGUAUUAUAUGCAAUUUUUUUUUGUUAAAUUUUGUUUUAUAGAAGUUAGAUGAACAUUACAUAAAACUUCCACAUGCACACACAAUGCACUUUGUCUUUUCUUUCUCCAUUUGUUUCACUGUUUGUGGAUUAAAAAUAGACUAACUUGACAUGCCAUCUGCAUUACAAAGAGUUAUAUUAAAGAUGAUUUUUUUUGUCCCUUAAGCAAACAUGCAACUGAACAAUAAUUGUUGGAAAUUAUUUAUAAUUAUAAUAUUUAUAAGCGUCUUUCAGCACCUUUUUUUUAAACAGUGUUUACAAAUGCUUCUAUUGAAUACAAUCAAGUACUUCUUGCAUAUAUAAUCAGGUUAGACCAAUAGAAUGAGGCACAUUUCUCAUUGAAUGUCUUGACCUCUUGUUAUGCACAUUGUAUGUAACUGAAAUGUUGUAGUUGCAGUUUUUUUUUUUGUUGUUGUUGAAAAAGCACAUUUAAUGGGUGAAUGAUGUUUGAUCAGAUUGACAUGAUUGAAGAGAUGUCUUGGUUUUUGUUGCACAUAGAUUAGAAAUGCAGUCUUGUGAUUUGAAAAAAAACAAAAAAACUUGCUGAACUGCACAGAGGUCUGGAGAGAUACUUGUCGGGGAAAUGAGUCAUCAGCUUUCUAGCAGAAAUUCCACUGAAAACUUUUGAACCACUCACCACUACAGAUAUUGAUUUUUCUGCAUGAGCUACUUGCAGUAAGAGACUCCUUGGUUAAACAUUUUGAAAUGAAAUUCAUCUACCUGUACACUUAAACCAUAAAUGCCUGAUAUGAAGUACUUUGUUUAAAGUUAUGCCAAUUUUAUUUAUGCAGUCACUGUUUUUUGUGUAAUUAUUAUUAUUAUUAUUACUUACAACAUGAACCUUAAAUAAUGUUCUGUAAAUACUAGGAAUUAAAAUGUGAUUUUUGAUUUUCGCUUAAA
Messenger RNA from Poeciliopsis prolifica (blackstripe livebearer), 3711 nucleotides. Its product is annotated as tetraspanin-8-like. Gene Ontology annotation, cellular component: membrane. The record is from RefSeq and is a predicted model, not a curated record. The transcript is spliced from 9 exons. NCBI's taxonomy places the organism in Eukaryota, Metazoa, Chordata, Actinopteri, Cyprinodontiformes, Poeciliidae. The coding region runs from base 152 to 922 and encodes 256 amino acids.